CACAAGAAAACCGAGACUGCGAUACCUAGGUAAACUUCUCACUGAGGUUCCCUAAAAUCAACUCUCAGUUCUCAGCCGUGGAAGACCUACAAAAUGAAAAAUUUGCUUAUUGCAAUCUUGCUUUUCCUCACCAAUCGUUCAGCUUCAGCUCUUUCCUGCUACACGUGCACCACAGAUAGCAAAUAUAACGACUGCAUCAAAAAUCACGUGCUCAAGCAGUGUGCAACUGAUGUGGGAUUUGACCAUUGCUUUACUAUGAAGAUAUUUGUGAAACAAAACAGCGGGGAAGAAGUCGCCUAUUUAGAUAAGCAAUGUGGUGUUUCUUUUGCCUGCAAUAACCCCGACCCAAACUACUUUUGCAACGCAAAGAAUCAAUCUUUUAUCGGUCAAGGACACGUCAUGGCCAACUGCUCUUCAAGGUGCUGUAAUACUGACUUGUGUAACAACGAUGACUUGCCCAUCAACCCCACCACUCUACCCCCUAUUGGAAAUUCCACGUCAAUAAACGCAACUACAUCCACUCCCCUGCCUCAAAAUUCUACUACCAAUACUCCCCUGGGCUGUGGCACAGAUUCCGUUAACACACCACUACGCAUGACCAUUAUCCUCGCUGCAGUGAUUCAGCUGGUUUUCAAAAUGAUGAUGUAGGAGCGCGGUUGGAUUCCUAUGUGAAGUCAGUGAUUUCUUAUCCAUCACCGAAAAACUGUUUUGAUCUAGUGAAGAGUCAUCUCAUAGGAGCUUGUUUGUUGUAAUAAAUGUAUGUAUGUUAUG
Messenger RNA from Pocillopora verrucosa, 771 nucleotides. RefSeq lists its product as uncharacterized. The record is from RefSeq and is a predicted model, not a curated record. NCBI's taxonomy places the organism in Eukaryota, Metazoa, Cnidaria, Anthozoa, Scleractinia, Pocilloporidae.